CAAUUUCGUAUCCAAUUUCUCCUAAACUUUGUUUGAAAUGGAGAACGAUCCCUUGAGACAGCAAAUUGCCGCCAUGAAGCAAUCUCUUUUGAAUGAGGGAACUGUGGAGUCGCACUUUUUUCAUAUGGAGCAACAUCAAAGUUCUAAAGACCCAAAUAUUCUAGAGAGGGAAAUUGGUUUGCUUUACACCAAUUCAAUGAACAUUACAAAUAAUAUAGAGCAGCAGCUCGAGAACCACCCCGUUGAUUUCACAGCAAUUACAGAGUUGGUCCAGCAGCUAAGGGGUAUGAGUGCCAGGCUAGGGACCAAAAAAGUCAUGGAAAGGGUGCUUGCAUUGUUGGCCUGUUGCCACGAACGUCAUGUGCAACGUAGCAAGCUCUCUCUCCCAGUGCUGAAGUUGGAGCUUGAGACCCUCAAGGCAAGGCUUGACUCUUAUUUUCAGCUGGUGAGGCAAGCCCGCCCUGCCAAUGAAGCAGAAGCAGGGCCUUCACAGUGAUGUUAUCACUGGAAGUAGAAGGGUGACAAGUUGGUGGCCAUAGAACACUAGUUGAUAUGCAAAUAAACUCUAAAUUAGCAGUUAAAUAAAUCUAAGGGGACACUGUUCCCUUGUAUGAUCCUUAUUUUCCAUUUUUGCUUGGUUAUGGCUUCCUAUGAGAAACUUUUGGACUUGUCAUUUGCUUCUCUCUUUUCAAUAAUUAAUUAAGGGGUCCUCUUCUUUUAGGAGACUCCUCUUAUUUGUUUUCAAGAA
Molecule: messenger RNA, 748 nt
Organism: Hevea brasiliensis (rubber tree)
Lineage: Eukaryota; Viridiplantae; Streptophyta; Magnoliopsida; Malpighiales; Euphorbiaceae
Product: pseudo histidine-containing phosphotransfer protein 5-like
Exons: 6
Coding region: 38-496 (152 amino acids)
Biological process (GO): cytokinin-activated signaling pathway; phosphorylation; phosphorelay signal transduction system
Cellular component (GO): cytoplasm; nucleus
Molecular function (GO): protein histidine kinase binding; histidine phosphotransfer kinase activity
Source: RefSeq, a predicted model, not a curated record